AUGACACUCUUGAAGUUGAUAAUAUUUUUCCAAUUGAUAUAUUUAAAUAUUUCGAAGCCAUAUCUUCGAUAUAGUGAACUAAAAUGCGGAGCAUCUCCAAAAACUAUCAGCAAAUAUUACUGCUUCUUAAGAAGCUACAAAAGAAGUCUUCCUGCGUUCAAUGUAGGGUUCACGCUGAAAAGAAAACUGACCGGCACUAAGGCUGACUGUCGAGUUGAACGAAAGAUUGCUGAUAGAAACUACAACACUGUCAUGAAUUUAGAAAAAGUUGACGUUUGCGAAGUUAUCAAAGGCGUUUCUACUUUACCAUUUCUUAUCGAGGUUCGUGAUUUUGUUGUAAAACUCAACACCACUUACAUGGAGAUUUGUGACAGAUCCGGUGAUUUUCAUUUAACAAAUGCAAGUUUUAAUGAUAUGAAAAUUUUGAGUUAUUUUCCUGAAGGAGAUUACAGAACAAAAUACAUAUUUUACGAUUCCAAAGAUGAUAACAUUAUCAAGCAACUACUUCAUUCGUCAUGA
Messenger RNA from Clunio marinus, 519 nucleotides. The record is from the annotation of a GenBank genome assembly. NCBI's taxonomy places the organism in Eukaryota, Metazoa, Arthropoda, Insecta, Diptera, Chironomidae.